AUGAGCUGCCUGCUUUUGCGCCAAAGUGAUGCUGAUGCUGCGUCGUCAAACCAAUGGGCUCCGUAUGAGUCAAAGACAAUGUUUCUUCUUGAUACCAUCGAUAACCUACCUCGGUGCCCUGUCUCCAAUUCACUCAUGCAGGUAUUUCUUUGGACUCUCAAGGAGACAGGUGCCCGUGAUGUCCCUUCGCUCUACAAGCUUCGCCAUACACAAGAGAAACUACGCCAGAAGUGUGGCGUACCCUCUAUACGAUGCCAGUCUGAACUCGGGAAUGUCUUCUACAUGAAUGAUAUUCGGAGUAUCAUUGCCAAGGAUUGGGCAAACCCUCAGACUCGAUCAUAUAUCCAUGUCUAUCCUGAGGUCCCAGAGGGUGGAAUCCGUGAGGUCUGGCAUGCUAAUAAGUGGCGCCACGAGAUGGACACACGGAUGCUCAGCCCAAUGUACGAUGCCGGUGCUGGUAAGCACUUCUAUGUCGACGAGCUGGCCAAGCUGCAGAAUGGAACCUUUGUUAUUCCUAUACGCUGGGUUGUAGUCCAUGGUGAAGUUCAUGCAGAUGCAUUUACUGUAACAAUUGACCAAAGUGGUAUGGCUUCAGUUAACGAUGCUGAAUCUAUCGAUAUUGAAGCAAAUGCCCUUUGCUACAACUACCAUGAUUUGGCAGAAGCCAAGGUACUACCACACAGCUGGGAUGAGCGAGCAACUAGCUGGAGAUAUCCUGAGAACAUGCCCAAUCACUUGCGAGAGGUUGCGCAGGGAGAUCCACUGUACACCAGCUUUGUCGACUAUUUUGGAGAUGAUGUAUCCGGUAAUCACUCAAAGUCUUGGAACAAACACUGGAAUGCCUAUGUCACACAUCGGAAUCUGCCACGCGAGCUUCUGCAGCAAGAAUUCCAUACGCACUUUUUAUCCACUUCCCAGCAUGCCUCGAUUGCCGAACAGUUCAUGGCGUUUAAGAAAAUCCUCGAAUCUACGCACACCAACCCUGUUGUUGUCCGGGACGGCAUCACCGGAGAGAACGUCCGCUUCCGGCUUCAUGUCAAUGCUCAACCAUCUGACAACCCCAUGCAGAGUGAAGUAUCUGCUCAUAUCAGUGGACGUGGUAAUUGCUACUGUCGAAAGUGCGAUGCAGGUGGAACAAAGGCACACAAGGAGACAAAUGCAGGCUACCACAGCCUUUUCCAGGUUGGGACACCACGCACCAAGGAAGGAAUACUUCGAGAACUCGAGAAGCAGGUCGCGGUGGCAUGUAUGGGCGUUGCAAAAUCCGUUAAAGAUCUCCAGACAGCCACAGGAGUCAAGAAUCUAUAUACUCAGCAUUGGAUCAACCGCUUGCUCGAGCGUGCACGGCAGAUGAAGAGAGACAAUAGCUCACGCACUAAGGACUCAAUACGCGAUGAGCUCCAACAGUGGGUUGAAGAACACAAGGAGAUAAUUAUCAGCCCUUUCUUCACCGUUGAUGGAUUUGAUCCAACACAGGACACACCCAUCGAGAUCCUUCACACUAUUCUUUUGGGGAUGACAAAGUAUGUCUGGCAUAUGACCCAUAUACAGUGGACUAUGGAGCAGAAAAAUCUCUACGCUCAUCGGCUUCAGGCAACAGAUGUCAAAGGCCUAUCAAUCCCUGCAGUCCGUGCUCAGUACAUCAUGCAAUAUGCGAGUUCUCUUGUGGGUCGCCAGCUCAAGACGAUUACACAAACAAUCUCGUUUCAUGCCUACGAUCUUGUACUGCCACUUGUGUUUCAGCUUUGGCUAGCAGCAGGAGAGUUUUCAUCUCUUAUUUGGUUCCCUGAGAUACAAAAUCUAGACGAGUAUCUGGAUGACAUUGAGGUCGCUCUUGCAAAUGUGCUCGAUACAUUCUGUGAUAUAGAGCCAAGCAAAAUAGUUGAGAAGGUCAAGCUACACCUACUGACGCAUACACGAUACGACAUCCUUCACUUUGGACCCUUGCCGGGUCAAGCCACAGAAGGCCAUGAAAGCUUCAACGCUGUCUUCCGGCACUGCUCCGUCUUCUCAAACCAUUUAGCCCCAAGCCGUGACAUUGCCAAGCAGCUUGCUCAGCAAGAGGGGAUGAAACAUCGUCUUACAGGUGGCUACUGGCCAGAUAACGAGAGCGGAGACUGGUGUAGGGCAGGCCCGGGUGUGCUGCGCAACUACCUGGAAAGACAUCCUAUCCUGCAGCGCCUGCUUGGCUGGACAGAACACCUGCGACAGGCCCCUGGUUCGUCAAAGCCAAUACCUCUCAAGAAAGGCGAAAAGUCUCGCCCUAUACAGCGACUAGCAGAAACAAAGGCAUCAAAAGCAUUAUACUAUGACAGUAGCAAAGGAGACUCGCAGUGGAUUAGUGGCAGAGCAGUUGUCGCACAAUCUGCAGAGGAGUGUUUUCCUGGCUCUUGGGUGUUUGUUCGUUCACCUGCAAUAGACACUGGCAACGAAUCGCUCGUUGGAGUCAUCAUAGAGAUUUUAAUCUCCACGGCCAGAAAGGAGCCGGAGGCGGUGGUUGUUAUUGAGAGGUUUUCUGUUGCUGAGCGGCGUCAUCCCCGGUGGAAUAUGCCAUACAUGUACCGACCGAAUGCUGAGUCAGUGCUCGUGCUUAUCCCUGCAAAGAACGUCGAGUUCGCAUUCAAUGCCCAGCAUGAUUGCCCGUCCGCUGGCUGUGCAAUCUCAGGUACGCGCAUGGCCGUCCAGGAGCGCGAAGCAUCAGGAAAAGAAGAGGGAUACAUGGAGCACAAGCACUCACUUGCCGACAGAUUUAUUGUCAACACACACAGCUUCCAUAAUGCGCAUCUCUUGCGCUCAGCCCUUCCUCGAUACUUGACAAAGCCAAUUCCCCUGUAUCCGGAUCGAUGGGCCAAAACAUAA
Messenger RNA from Phanerochaete carnosa HHB-10118-sp, 2859 nucleotides. RefSeq lists its product as uncharacterized. The coding region runs from base 1 to 2859 and encodes 952 amino acids. NCBI's taxonomy places the organism in Eukaryota, Fungi, Basidiomycota, Agaricomycetes, Polyporales, Phanerochaetaceae. The record is from RefSeq and is a predicted model, not a curated record. The transcript is spliced from 10 exons.